This is a messenger RNA of Trypanosoma conorhini, 711 nucleotides long. RefSeq lists its product as uncharacterized. The record is from RefSeq and is a predicted model, not a curated record. The transcript has a single exon. Bases 1 to 711 code for a protein of 236 amino acids. NCBI's taxonomy places the organism in Eukaryota, Euglenozoa, Kinetoplastea, Trypanosomatida, Trypanosomatidae.
AUGGGCGCCCACUCCGCCACCACCGACCCGCAGGCGGCGCUCCUGCAGCGGGUGGAGGAGGGGCUGAAGGCCUUCAACGAGGCAAACAAAAACUACAUUGCGGCGGUGCGAAAGGUCGACAGCGCCCUCGAGGAAAUGGCGGUGGCCUUCCGUCAGCUGUCCUACGGCGAGAUGCCGCCGGACCUCCGCGGCGCAGUGGACACCUUCGGCUCGACCGUGGCUCUCCACCGCGGCGCCGCCGCAGCGACGGGGAAGGGCCGCAACAGCCUCAGCGACAGGCUGGACGGAAAGGAGUACGCCAUGGUGCAGUACGUCGACGACUUCGUGAGGAACGUGGACAGCCUCGGAGACAGCCUCAAGUCGCUGACGAAGCUGACGCGGGUGAAGCACGAGGAGCAAGAGAAGGUGGAUAAAAAGUACAACGAGGCCCGCGCCAAGACAGAGAAGAUCGCCGCAGCGGACGUGAAGAAAAACCGCAACUCCGCUGAAAACCCCGACUACGUGAAACACGUUAGCAAGCGUGACACCCUCCGGAAAGAGCUAACGAAGAAGGAAGAGGAGUUGACGAAGGUCUGCCGCGAACUGCAGGAGCGCCGCGUAGAGGCCAUAGGAAAGGCACUGAGCGCAAUGGGCGAGCUCUCCUCGCGGUACUGGUCGGGGGUGGCGCAGGUGAUGCGAAGCGCCGAGGCCGCACAAAUCCAUGGUGUUUAG